AUGGCCACCACCACCACCGUGACAGCGUCACCCAGAGCAGCGCCUGCGCUCUCGAGAGACGGAGGCGAGUCGCGGCCCAGUCCUUCGCGGCCCAUUCCCUCGCGCUCCUCCACUUCGGCCGCAUCUCCGAUCGGAUUUCUGGGGAAUCUCACUCCGCAGCAGCAUAUCAAACUGAAGCAACUUUGGAGGAUCUUACUGCAGUACUGGGACCCCAAUACCACCGUCCCGGAUGUCGAGACCUGCUCCGUGGCGAGUACCUCGCAAACCACCAAAUCGACUCGCCAGCGCAUGCUGGCGCUCACCCGAUCGCAAAACCACCAACCCUCGAAACGAAUCGUCAUCCCGCCCCAAAUCCUAUUGACUCUGAAGAGCCUGGGUGCGAGCUCCAGCGACAUUAGAGCAUGUCGCUCCUUCCUGGUCAAAUUACCCUGCGAGCAGGUGUGUCCGGCAUUCCUAGCGAUGUUGAGACACGAGAACCCAGACGCAUUGAUGCUGCGGUUCCUCCGGGAGGAGAAAUGGAACGUGGUGAAGGCCUGGAUUGCGCUGCUGCACGUCCUCAAUUGGCGCACUAAUACAAUCAAAGUCGACGAGAUUCUGAUGAAAGGCGAGGAGGCCGCUUUCUUGAAGUCCCGGAUGUUGGAAGAGUGUGCCGACAAGAAAUACGGCGAGGGCUUUAUGCUCCAACUCACAACCGGCAAGGGGUAUUUUCAUGGCAUUGACAGAUCAAAUCGGCCUAUAAUCAUAGUGCGUGCGCGGUGUCAUCGUCCGAGUGAUCAGCCGUUGAAGGCACUUCUAGACUUUAUCGUUUUCUGUAUAGAGAAUAUACGGCUGGUGAUGACGCCGCCCACCGAAACCGUGGAUUUCCCUCCCAUCAAAUUCAUCAUCGAUUGCUUCCAAGAUAAUUACCCCGGUUUAUUAGGCCAUGUGUUGCUCUACAAUGCGCCCAAGAUCUUCGCUGGUGCGUGCAUGCAUGACUCCUCGUUCUGCUGGCUAUGUGCCGGAGUUUAA
Molecule: messenger RNA, 1008 nt
Organism: Penicillium chermesinum
Lineage: Eukaryota; Fungi; Ascomycota; Eurotiomycetes; Eurotiales; Aspergillaceae
Product: CRAL-TRIO domain-containing protein
Exons: 2
Coding region: 1-1008 (335 amino acids)
Source: RefSeq, a predicted model, not a curated record